UGUCGAGCGCUUCCUAAGAAAUAAGCGCGCUUAGAGACGCACAAACAGUUGAAGGUCCUGUGUGAGAUUGAUAGUUGAUACAAACCAGGUUCUCGAUUUUAUUAACAACACUCAUAUCCCAGUACAAUUUGCAAUUUUAGAAGUGUAUGAUCAUUAGUCAUCAGAGAGCUUUUAGUGUACGGUAUAGCACUUGAGAGAUAAAUACCGCGUUUGAUAAGCAGAAAUUGUGUAAAACUGUUUUCAAUUAGGACCAGAGUAGUUUAAAAGUGCUAAACAAAUCUUGAUAGAUGAGGUAAUCAUCGCAAGAGUUGAAAAAUUGUGUAGAGAUAGUUUAACAUUUAAAUUAGUAGAAAAAAUUUAAAGGUGGUUAGACUUCGAAACUAUUGGAGAAAACCUGUGAAAAUGUUUGUGGUUUCUGUGUCUAGAUUGCUAUUUUGUGUCAGUUCAGUAAGCAUUUUGCUAGAAACUUGUAAUUUGGUAACUGAAGGAAGUUUCAGAACCAAUAUGGGCAACAAUGCAACUUUUAGUGAUGUGAUGUUGAUGGUUCAGGCUACCUACAAGGAUGGAAGAAGGUUCGACGGAAAUAAUGUGUACGUUUUUGUGAACACAGAACAGAAUUGCUGGACGUUGAGUAAUAGAGGGGUUUGGAAACGUAGUCUGAAAUGCAUCGAGCAGGAUGUACCUGGUCAUAGGGACAUUGAAUUGUACAACAAGAGACUCUACACCGACUCCAUCAUUCCAUACAGGGGCUACAGAUACAAUGGGUAUCAUUGAAGGUGCCGAUACUCACAGAGUGACUGCAUCCUGUAACAAAUAUGAAAUGCUGAUUCCUUCAUUGAAAAACAUCAAUCACAAUCCGAUUUGAAUCUCAUGUGAAUCCACAGGAUUAUAUAUUAUUUAAUUGAUUGAAAUAUUCACUAAGUUGCUUAGUUAAAUUAUUUGAUGAUUAUACAUACCUUAUUGCAUUAUAAAAGACUAUAAUAUUCUGCUUUUGACGGCUUAAAUUAUAUAGGUGGCUUACUGAAGCGAGUUGGAACUCCCAUUGGGGAAUCCCCACCAAUGAAAGGCAUACGAAUAUUAUUAUUAUAGUGCUUUUAACGUUCUACUAGUGUUCUGAAUACAAAUUAAAUGUUAUAAUUUGAAUACACUA
Molecule: messenger RNA, 1150 nt
Organism: Nilaparvata lugens (brown planthopper)
Lineage: Eukaryota; Metazoa; Arthropoda; Insecta; Hemiptera; Delphacidae
Exons: 3
Coding region: 403-774 (123 amino acids)
Source: RefSeq, a predicted model, not a curated record